Messenger RNA from Bursaphelenchus okinawaensis, 2278 nucleotides. The record is from the annotation of a GenBank genome assembly. NCBI's taxonomy places the organism in Eukaryota, Metazoa, Nematoda, Chromadorea, Rhabditida, Aphelenchoididae.
AUGACUUCCGCUGCGAUCGAUGUAAACCAAAGUAUUACCGGCCAUAAGACGGCCACCAUUCGUAACUACACCACUCAGCCUCGUCUUAGUAAGUUUUUAUAAAUUUUUGUUUUGUUUUGGUUUAGGUUUGGUUAUGGUUAAUAAUGGCUUUAUUUGAAUAUCAUUGAUAAUAUAGUGUUGUUUUCAUUUCUUUUAUAAAUUUUGGACUGUAAAACAAGAUGAAUCUAUGAGUGAUAUAUUUUAGUAAUUUGCUUUAGCUACAGUGGAUAUAUUUUGUAGAAACUUUAAUGUUUUAUAUUUUUUCACAAUUUUAAGUUCAGGUAUUAAAAUGGUUUUCUUAUUUUUGUUUAUUUUUUUAAACAAUUGUUAUUUUUUGGGAUUAUAUUAAUAUUUUAGCCUACAAGACUGUGACUGGUGUAAACGGACCCUUGGUCAUCUUAGACGAUGUCAAGUUUCCUCAAUUCGCUGAGAUUGUUACUCUUACUUUGCCCGAUGGUACCAAGCGUUCUGGCCAAGUGUUGGAAAUCACCAAGACCAAGGCUGUUGUCCAAGUAUUCGAAGGAACUGCUGGAAUUGACGCCAAGCACACUAUCUGUGAAUUCACUGGAGAUAUCUUGAGAACCCCAGUGUCUGAAGACAUGUUGGGUCGUAUCUUCAACGGAUCUGGAAAACCCAUUGACAAGGGACCUCCAGUCUUGGCCGAAGACUACUUGGACAUUAACGGUCAGCCAAUUAACCCAUGGAGUCGUAUCUACCCAGAGGAAAUGAUCCAGACUGGUAUCUCUGCCAUCGAUGUCAUGAACUCUAUUGCUCGUGGACAAAAGAUUCCCAUCUUCUCGGCCGCUGGUUUGCCUCACAAUGAAGUAAGUUGUAAAAAUGAUUGUCUUCUUGUGUUUAGAUUGAUUUAAAAACAAGAUCUUACUUUUUUUGAUCGAAGAAGUCGAAUUAAAGCAUCUAUUCAAUAAUUUUACUGUUUAUCUUUCUUACUUUAAAAUUAUAAACUGUUUAAACCGUGAUAACUUCAGAUCGCCGCCCAAAUUGUACGUCAAGGAGGUUUGGUCAAGUUGCCUGACCGUCAGUUGGAGGAGGGUGACAAUGAUUUCGCUAUUGUGUUCGCCGCUAUGGGAGUUAACAUGGAAACUGCUCGUUUCUUCAAGCAAGAUUUCGAAGAAAACGGUUCCAUGGAGAAUGUGUGCUUGUUCUUGAACUUGGCUAACGAUCCAACGUAAGAAAUUUUUUAUUGGUUUUGUGAUUUUAGGUAACAGAAGGAUCAUUUUUGAUAUAAAAAUUCAGGUUUUUAUAGCAAAAAUUAUAUUAUAAAACUAACAUAAUACAAAAAAAGUUUGAAAAAUGAUUAUUUUAGGUAACAAUUUUGAUAAAAAUGACUUUUGUAUUCAAAAUUUACUAAAACGACCAUUUUAGCAUUGAACGUAUUAUCACUCCUCGUUUGGCUUUGACCGCUGCCGAAUUCUUGGCCUACCAAUGCCAGAAGCACGUGUUGGUCGUGUUGACUGACAUGUCAUCGUACGCCGAAGCCUUACGUGAAGUAUCGGCCGCUCGUGAAGAAGUGCCCGGUCGUCGUGGUUUCCCCGGUUACAUGUACACUGAUUUGGCCACAAUCUACGAACGUGCUGGUCGUGUCGAAGGCAGAAAGGGCUCCAUCACUCAGAUUCCUAUCUUGACUAUGCCUAACGAUGGUAAGUUUUUGAUAUUUGUUUUAUAGUGAUGCAAGAUAUAUUUUGUGAAUUUUUAUAUUAUUUAUGUCAAGAGGGCUUGAGUUUUCACUAUUAUCCAUGUUUUCCUUUCAGAUAUUACCCAUCCCAUCCCCGAUUUGACCGGUUACAUUACCGAAGGACAGAUCUAUGUCGACCGUCAAUUGUACAACAGACAGAUCUACCCACCAAUCAACGUGCUCCCAUCUCUGUCCCGUCUCAUGAAGUCUGCCAUUGGUGAAGGUAUGACCCGUGAAGACCACUCUGAUGUCUCCAACCAGCUGUACGCUUGUUAUGCCAUCGGAAAGGACGUGCAAGCCAUGAAGGCUGUAGUAGGAGAGGAAGCCUUGUCUUCUGAUGAUCUGUUGUACCUCGAGUUCUUGACCAAGUUCGAGAAGAACUUCAUCGCCCAAGGCAACUACGAGAACCGAACAGUAUUCGAGUCGUUGGACAUUGGAUGGCAAUUGCUUCGUAUCUUCCCACGUGAAAUGUUGAAGCGUAUCCCAGCCAAGACCCUGGACAAGUACUACCCACGUGGUGGUGCUACAGCUCAAAAGGAGAACUAA